GACUUCUCGAGAAGACAACAUUAAUUUUGUGUUAGGUUGUACGUGUCUACAAUGCCAAAAUGUUGUUCGUGUAUUGCGUUGAAGUCUGGAAUUAGAAAAAUAUUUAAUAGGAAGAAUCUGUUUUAUGAAGAUGCAAAUCGAAAAGAUUUCAGCUCGUUUCUUUGGUGGGAAUGCCCCCGUAUAUAUGUCAUGCACAGGUGUUUGGUGUUCAUUUUCUCUCUCGGAUGGCUAAUAUCGCACUUGGAAAGAAAUUAUCGUACUGGUACGUUGGCUGAAUUCAUGCUUUAUCUCACACACUGGUUUGAAAUUAUUUUCAAUGUCUACCUCCUAUUAUCCCUCGCCACAGCAAUGGUUGAAAUUCGGAAAAACUCAGUUUUGACUGAAAUACAACUCGAAAAAGAAAGUGCUUCAAAAGAGGCUGUUGAAUCCACGGACGAUGGAGAUCAUUUAGAAAAAGACGAUGUGGAUUCCUUACAAGGCAGAAAAUCAUUACGUUGGUAUCAUAAAUGUACAUGGUACACCUACGAGUCUUCUUUAGUUGGUUCACUGCUGAUAACAAUAGUUUAUUGGUCAUAUUUAUGGACCGGAACCAGCGUAAAAGAAAACCCUUUUGAUAUAUAUCAACACGGGCUCAACUGUGUGAUAUUAUUCAUAGAUUUAAGUAUCACUAGACUACCAAUUAAGCUUGCUCAUGCAGUACAGCAUAGUCUUUUUGUUUUUAUGUUUAUGAUGUUCUCGCUUGCAGUAUCUUACAUUCGUUACGCAAAAGGAUAUGAAAAGCUAGCAAUAUACUGGAUAUUGGAUUGGAUAAAUUAUACAAAAUGUGCCGUACUCAUAACUUUGGGGAUUUUUCCCGCGAUGUUUUUGUUGCAAGUUGUAAUUGUUGGUGCGAAUCAAGUAAAACUGAACUUGCAUAGAAAAUUCACAAACAAUUCCACUGCUGUAAUAAUAAACAUGAGGCAAGAUAUUUAAGUAAAUGUAUGAUUAUUUUCAUUCAUUUUCUACAACAAUAUAAUGAGCCAAUUCACAGAAAUCAUGGUCCAGAAAUAUAAUGUAAAGCAUGUUUUUUGAAAAUGAGUAUGUGCUUGGGUAUGUCGAGUGUCA
Styela clava is the source of this 1104-nucleotide messenger RNA. RefSeq names its product protein rolling stone-like. The record is from RefSeq and is a predicted model, not a curated record. Gene Ontology annotation, cellular component: membrane. Lineage: Eukaryota; Metazoa; Chordata; Ascidiacea; Stolidobranchia; Styelidae.